Molecule: messenger RNA, 4645 nt
Organism: Gadus morhua (Atlantic cod)
Lineage: Eukaryota; Metazoa; Chordata; Actinopteri; Gadiformes; Gadidae
Gene: mafk
Product: v-maf avian musculoaponeurotic fibrosarcoma oncogene homolog K
Exons: 3
Coding region: 256-756 (166 amino acids)
Biological process (GO): regulation of transcription by RNA polymerase II
Cellular component (GO): nucleus
Molecular function (GO): DNA-binding transcription factor activity, RNA polymerase II-specific; RNA polymerase II cis-regulatory region sequence-specific DNA binding
Source: RefSeq, a predicted model, not a curated record
UGGAGGGGGCGGUCACGAGGAAUGACGUGAGUGCUUGCGGAAGCAAAGCGUGGAAUGUUGAUACAUUGUUGUUGUUUUGUAGUUAAUUUAGUACGGGAUACUUUGCUGUUCGCAUGCUAUUCGCUUUGCCAAUUGUGUCAAGUUAACUUCAAAAGCUGCUGGAGACUUCACGGCGCAGCACAUUUUAUUCGCAUUCCCCGUCGCAGAUCUCCGCAUUGAAGAGGGACUUCUGUGAGGUUUUGGCCCGUUGUCCGCAUGCAGGGUAUGACGACUCAUUUCAAAACAAGCAAAGCUUUAAAGGUCAAGAAAGAGGAGGGAGAGAAUGCCCCGGCGCUCAGCGACGACGAGCUGGUGGCCAUGUCGGUGCGGGAGCUGAACCAUCACCUGCGCGGCCUCACCAAGGAGGACAUGGUGAGGCUGAAGCAGCGGCGGCGCACCCUCAAGAACCGCGGCUACGCGGCUAGCUGCCGCAUCAAGCGGGUCACUCAGAAGGAGGAGCUGGAGCGCCAGAAGUGGGACCUGCAGCGCGAGGUGGACAAGCUGGCCCGCGAGAACGUCAGCAUGCGGCUGGAGCUGGACGCCCUGCGCGCCAAGUACGAGGCCCUGCAGUGCUUCGCCCGGACCGUGACCUCGCUGUCCCCGGGGGGCAAGGUGGGCGCCACCAGCGUCAUCACCAUCGUUAAGUCGGCCAGACACGUCAGCAUCAACAAUAACAACAACAACAACAACACCACACCGUUCUCGGCCGCCUCCUGAGGGGGUCAUAAGAGUCCUGAGUUUUUAAAUGCCCAGGUCUUGGCCAUACAUGCCUUGACCCCUCAACCUUGACCCCCCCCCCCUCCCCCCCCAAUCUGCCCACUCUACUCAUCCUCUACAGCUGGGGGGAAGCCUAGUUGUUAGGACUUUUAGGAGAAUGCAGCAAUUUGCCAUGGCACCUGUGUUACGCUGCGUUCACUUCUUCUUUGUUGCCGUCUGUUUCCUUUUUCUUACAUCGUCAUUUUUCUGCGCACUAUGUGAACGUCCCCUCCCAGCCUCCCUCCCAGCAUCGGCAGGGCACCUUGGAAGAUCCGUCCCUUGUUUUCCAUGACGGAGAGAAGAGUCUUUGCGUCUUUACUCCUGCGCGAGUAUGCGUUUACCUUGUGCCAUACUGUAGUGGCAUCGAUCCGAGGCGACUCGGAGCCUCGGUUUUAAGCUUUUCUACUGCUGCAGAACGUCCGAGGUUUUUACUUGAUGCAGAUGUAAGAGUUGUUUUACUUGGUCCCAUCUCAAAAGAACCCUGUGGGAGCAUGCUCGUCCUUUUUAUACCAGUGACCCGAUGGAAGUGUAGCCAUUGAUGCUUAACCUUAAACCAACAGUCAUUGAGUGAACAGCAUAAAGGAAGGUAUUCAUUUACAUGUUGAAGAUUCCAUUUUGCUGAAAUUUCACUUUGAACGUUAAGGGUAUUAGUUGUUAAAGUUGGUCAGUAAUCUGUCUUUCAGUGUGUGUUGCCGAUAAGCCAAUGUUAAGCAGAAAGGCUGGUUUGGCAUUCGACUCCUCUUUGAAAAGGCAGACAAGGAAUAACUCAUGGAAAAAAGAAUUGUCGUACAGGGAAGAUAUAUUUAAAUAAAUUGAUAAGCGGAGACAAUAGGGCAAAGAUCCACUCCUGUAAUGGCUUGUUUAAAUCAACUGGCUGCUGUCUUGAUUGUGAAUCUGGCCAUCACACCAAAUUAUAGCUUAGAGAAGGAUCUGAACUCUGCCAAUUUGUUCCCCACAGACAGACGCAGUGUUGAAUGAUAAACGUGGAUACUUGCAUCCGAAGAAAUAGGAUAUUGAAUAGUGCCUGGGAUUGUGUAUUGUCUACUCAUACAAAAGCCAUUUGCCUCCCAACAAUUUCCCGACCGAUACAGAUUGAGACUUGUAGACAAACAUACUUAUUUGUUUAUUUUGUAGUUAUGGAGUUAUUUUUUCCUCCUCUCCAGCCAUUAAUAUGGUAACUCAACAGCUGUGCCUGUGAGAUACACGCUGGCCUUCAGCACAUGUAAGCAUUGGACUUGAUUUCCUCAAUGCAUAGCACUUGAUAUGAGACUGUAAGGGAAGCGGUAUAAAACUACAAGGGCAACUAGUGGCACAAAACACCCGUAAACUUAUAUAAUGCCUAGACUGAUAAGCUAUCUGUCUAUUUUUCACAUUUUGUUUGGAGGGGGGAUUUUCAGUUGUGAGGUCUGACCACUUAUUGUGACAUUACCAUAAAGAAGCACUUACUUGUAAGCGUCUGCCUUUAUCCUUUUUAUAUGCAAUGCCAUUUUCCUUUUGAUCGUGGGUAAUCCAUAUUGGAUAGAUUUUCAUUCUCGUCAAUGGCCCUUACUCAAUUUAGUUCCUGUAUAUUACAGACUAUUCUAUGGCUCUAUUUUCAGUUUUAUAGCAAGACAUGUAAAAACGUCAAACCAAUAGCACUCUUAUCCGGAUCUAUAGUCACAUACCGUCCAUGGUCUAAAAGAAAAAUACAAACAUCAUUCCUACUGCUGGGGUCAGGAGGCACGACGGCUGUUGGCCAUUGUGGUCAGUGUUGGGAGAAACUGUUUGCCGCACACCUUGCUUUUCGACACAGACCCUGAUUGCAAACUCCACAGACACCCAUCUCUAGUCUCAGCAGCGUCACACAAUUACCGUCCAAAAGGUUGGAAAUUCAAUUCGAUUUUUUUUUUUUUUGGGGGGUUCUAUUUAUUUAUGUGGAACAACAUUCCCACUUAAGGAAUGGAGUGAGUCGUAGAGAUUGUAAAUGUCCGCAUUUGCUCUUUGCUCAGAGGACAUGAGCUGUGCUUCCCUCGAUCCCAUGGCUGCAGAGAAAACUGGGGAGGUUUGCUGCUGUAAGGACCUGCUGUGACGUGUACGCAGGGACGUUGCUGUGCUCCUGUUCUUAUCUUGUGUAUUUUCACUUUUAAGCUGUUAGUCAACUCCAGUGUGUGCUCCCGCUUAUAUUGAGUUUUAUAUAUUAUAUAUAUAUUCAUCCAUAUUUUUCUAUAUUUAUGUCUAGAUGUUGAUCUUUUACAGUUGAUGGGAGUGGUGUGAUUAUGUCAUCAAUAACUUGUUGAAUUUAGAUAAUGUUGUUGACCUUUUUAGAAGCAGCUAAGUUUCCUUCACUUUCAGAUGAUCUUGAAAAGACGAUUCUUUGUAUGUUUUUCAUUGAAAUGUUUCUAUCUAUGCCCAACAGAAAUCUCUUGGGGCGUUUCACACUAAAAUGUCUGACUAUUUGUACUGUAAUGACUCGGUAUGGAGACAGAUGGAUUAACUCUACCUAGAACUCGAACUGAAGAUCACACUGACUGAAAGGUCGCCAUUAUAAGCACUUCGUCCAACUGUUUUUUAUGCAUGCGCGUUAUGUCUAUUUUCAAAUAAAACUUCAUAAUGCUAUUGAAAAUAUCGAGGUAUAAAAAAGACGAUGGCAAUACAAUAUUCCCAUGGAAACGAGGUUGCAGAUUAAAUAUCUAUGCAAAACCAGAUGCCUAAAAUACUUUGAAUCCACCCUUUUACCACCAUGCUAUGGUGUCUCAUCAUUGGUAAAAAUUAUUGACAAACGGUUUUCUAUUUUGUAAAUGUAAUCGUGUUUACUACUUACUAAAUUAAAGACUUUAUAUUUUUAUAUAGACAAGAGACUUUACAUUUCCCCUCCAAGAAGAGUUGUUGCUAGGGAUAUUUAAAUAAUAUUUUAUAUUCAAGUCAUAGCAAUACAACUUUUAUAAUGGUGUAUGUAUUAUAAUGGUCUCUCAUAAAUCCAUGUUGUCAUUUUAAUUCCAAAUAAGUGUUGGUGGAUAUUUGUUUUGCGUCGAACUAAUGUGGGUACCACUUUUGUAACUAACAAAAUCUUACCUGGAAGUUCCUCUAAAGCUGCUAAGACUUGUGUGCCCUGACCCACUCAGCUCAGUUAUAAGGACUGACCAAUAGACUACAUAUGUUUUGUACAUAUGAUGUUUACAUGACAAUGUUUAGCGCAUUCACAUUGAACAUUAACCAAAUUACAAGUUAACGUUUUUGGAAAAACCCUUACAUUGCAUUAUGCUGACCUCAUGUGGUGAAGUUUAUAACAUGAAUAAAUUGAAUUUUUUUAAUCAUUCAAGCACUUUUUGCAAAUGCCUUUGUCUGAUCUGGAUUUUUAGAGAUAAGUGUUCUAAAUUUUGCUACCAUUUUUAAUGAAUUGUGUGUAAAGUGUUGCUUCUGUCCACAAAAUGGUAUUGGUAAUAUUGGUUAAAUCUUUAUGGAUGAGUUACAUACUCUACACUAUUUCAUAAAUGAUUGGAAUAAUAAGUGGGUAGGCUUAAUGUUUAGUCUAGAGAAAGAAAAUUGUACAAAGAUUAUAGCCAACAGUGACACUAUUAACGACAGCGAGCAGCAACUCAAGUCCUUUCCUAUAUAUUUUAUAUUUAUUUAAUUGAUUUUGUUACAUUCACAAAUUGUCCAUAUUCCAAUGAGGUACCAACAUGCAUAAAGUAAAUCUGUAUUUCUUCCUGUACUCAAGAUAAGCUAAACCAAAGUUUAGCCAUGUCCCUUUUGUACUUUUAAAUAAAGAUUCCCCUUUCUACCUAACACAGAAGGAGUCCUUUGAGCACACUCAUGCCAGCAAACAUAUUAAAUUAUUUAUUUUACAUCAGUCAGAGGAAAAAAAAAAAAA